GCCGGAAAAUAUUAGCUUCGUCGGACCUGUUUCCAUUGAGUGCGAUUCAGUGCUUGAGACCGGUUCAAAUCGAUUGAAGCAAAAUUACGGCGCUACGUUGGCGUGCGGAUGCAAAUACACGGAAUCGUCACAUUAACGAACGAACGAACGGUACGAUAGUGUGUCUGAAAAAUUAUCAAAAAAUAAAUAUAUGUACAUAUAUACACGUACGAACGUCAAAUUGGCAACUGUAGAGAAUUUUGCUUAAAUAAAAAAACGAAUUGAAAAUGCAAACAAAGUGUUGUGAAGGCCAAUUCUGUGUGUAAGUGCGUGUGAUAAAGUGAAAAAAAAUAUUGAAAAAAUAUUAAAAUUUUAAACAAAUUUAAUUAAAACCGUCUAUGUAAAUAAGUAGCAAAAGUACAAAGUUUAAUCGAAAAUAAAUAAAAUAAAGUGUUAAAAAAUACAAAAAUAUCAAAAAAAAAGACAAGUUUGUGUUGAAAAAAUUAGACGGAAUGUAUUUGAAUAAGCAAAUAAAAACAGUGAAAUUUAAUUGCUGCUGAUUGGAAAUCCAUUAAGUCAUAAGUAAAUGCUUUGUCCAACAACAACAACAACCAACCCAACCUAAAACGUACGUGCAACAUAUGCCACAUAUCUACGCGCUUGUUUGUUUGUCUGUGCAACAACUAACACUCACGUAUUAGCGAAUUUGCAUAGCAAAUAAAAUUAUUUUGUCGCUGCAACAUUUCUACAACAAGUAAACAACAUACGCCUGUGUUGUUGUUGUAUGUAAACAUUUGUGAUUUGUGUCUGUGUGUGUGUUGCAAGCGUAACUGAAAGUGUCAUCUUCAGCGUAUUUCGCGUCGCGUCUGUGUGUGCUUAAGCACAACAAUUUGCGUAGAAAAGAAAUUUAUUUGCUUUUACCUGCCUCUUAAACGUGCAACAUACAUACAUACAUACUGGCUGUUUGCCGUACAAAUCAGAAUUGAAUUGGAUUAUUUACGUGCCACCUAUUACUAAUUGGAUUUGAAGCAUUUUAAAUGCUAUUGCUGCUUAAAGUGAAGUGAUUGCUCGCAUUGUUGUUGCUGUGUCAUCAAGUGUUGCAGUUAACCACUACAACAACAACAACAAAUAACAAAAACCUAUUGGAUUCAUUUGUUGGCGCACAGUGUGUGCUCGACUUUAGUUACUGCAAUUGACUUCAAUCACAUGUGACAACAGCAGACGAUAAGCGCACAAAAAAGGAUAAUAAUCACAGCGAACGAACACAGAGAGUUGGAAAAUUGAAAAAAAGGAAAAUCACAAAAAACAUAAAAAGCAAACGAAAUGUGUCGGCACAUCAGAUUGUGUUGAAAAUUCCUGCACACAAAGUGAUAAUCGUAUAAAAUAUUGCAUAGAGAAAACUACAAAGUAUACACUCGUGCCACUAAAAAUAGCACAGCAGUGCAAGGAGACCUAAAACAAGACUCUCGAAUGUGUUGGGAAACGGUUUCAAUCUCACUAAAGUACACAUUUUAAGUUGAGCACAAGCGCUGGCACAUACACAGCGCCACUGAAUGCCGACUAAUCCGCUGCCAAGCAAUAAAGAAACUAGAAAGCAAAACAAAAGUUACUACAACAAGCUUAGAAAAAAGUUUAGAGUCUAUAGUAGCAAAAGGCUACAACAAACAAAUAGCAAAAUACGCAACAAAAAAACUAGAAACGUGCAAACAAAAGUAAAUAAAAUGCCUGCCAUAACAAGUGAAGCGACACCCGACAAGCGACCCGCGCCCACCCGCUGCCUACGGCCACUCAGAGCGACCGUGCUUGCCGCAGCGACAGCAGCCGCCUCGAUGCUCACAUCCGCCGCCACAGCGGCAGCGGCAGCAGCAGCAGCUGCGACAGCAUCGUACACAACAACAACCGGCUUCGUCAACUACAACAACCACAAUAGCAUAUCAACACGGGAGCCGGAUACUUUGGAGCGACGACUGCAACCAGAUGUCGAUACGGACACCGGAGGUGGAAGUAGAGUAGGCGUAAAUGUUGAUCUAACCAACGCCGCCGCCGCGCUGCCCAACCGCCUCGCCAAUAAGCUGCUAACCAAUUUUCUGCCUGCCAUCAAUGCCGUCACAAACGCCACCACCACCACCACCGCCAGCAGCAGCCCAACCAUCAGUAGCAGCAGCAGUAGUAGUGUUGGUGGUGCUGCUGUCACAUAUCCAACCUUCCGGCCGCCGAGCAUAGAGAAUCUUGUCGCAAGUUCAGCUGAGGAUUUGAGCAAUUUUCGUGAUGUGUCCUUCGAUAUAUUCGACGACGAUGACGAUUUGUUUGGCUCGCCAUUGGCAUUUGAUGCUUCCGAUAAUGGUUUGUGGAAUGGCCGUUUCGUGCCGCCACCACCCCGUCCGCCCUUCCUAGUCGAUGAGCCGGUGCUGAGUGAUGGACUGACAACGUGUGAUUUGUGCUCGUGGGCUAUGCCAACGAAGAGUACAUUCAUGUUCGAGGGCACAAUAGAAAAAGCUUCCGAAUUGGGUUGGCCCUUGACGCUGAUUAUCGUUUCAGUGCUGUCAGCAUUGCUGGGAGCGAUCGUCAUGGUGACGGUUGUACGCUGCCGAAGGAAAAAGCCAACGAACAACCGUAACGAGACGCACGUGCAAUGGUGGUCACGCAACAAGCGCACCAAUGGCAGCAACAACAACAAUCACUUGCGUCGUAGCAAUAUUUACACAGCGCAUCCUGCGGAUAGCGUGCGUGGCUUGCAGCAGCCCUCGCUAUCGGCCGCCUCAUCGCUGACCACAAUGACCGCAAUGGGCGCAUCAGCGGGACCCCUGCAUUCGAACGCGGUCACACCGAACGCCACGCAGCCGCCACAGCAACUACAACAACAGCAGCAAUACUACCACCAUCCAUAUCAACAGCAUCAAGCGUCGCUACACCGCAGCAUCAGCGGUCACCAGCGCGCGCCCGAUUAUGAAUACGAACACGAAUAUCAUCAACCGCAGGAAUUGCAAUUGCAGCUGCAGCACCAACGCCAACACAGCUCGUCGCUGUCAUCGCUGUCCGACACGCCAACACUGCCGGUGGCGGUGGCGAACAACAAUAAAUCGCGCACGCUGCAACUGCAACAUCAGCCGUUGCAGCACCACCACCAUCAGCAGCAACAGCAGCAGUCACAGCAGCAACAGCAAGCGGCCUACAAUGUGUCCGAUGGUGUGACAGUUGGCUUUGGCGCGGGUGUGGUCGGUGUUGGCAUGAGCCGUCGCGGCGCUGGUGAAAUGUGCGAGGAGUCGUCGUCCUGCCGUUGGCCGAAUGCAACAAUUGUGGUGGCCAGCUGAGUGCAAGCUGCGUACAAAAGUCGUAUGCCCGCGACAUUGAGCGGCGCAAUGACGCUGCUACCGGUGCAUCCAUACCGCGACCAUUAUCAGCGCCAACAACAGCAGCAACAGCAGCUGCAGCGGCAACAGCGCGAAGUGGAGGCCACCGAAUUUGUUUGGACCAAGUCAUGCAGCUCGGAGCAAUUGAAGAAUGAUUGGAUAUGGCAUUGAGUGCACCAGCGGUGUUAGGCAUGUGAAAAUGCUGUGCGUUAUCUUGAGUCAAAGCGUGCGUGAAGUGUGGGAUUAGGUGCGUGUAAAUAUUUAACAAAAUUGUGAGGAUCUUGAUAUUCUGUAGAGGGUAGAUAUUUUGACAAUAUGUAGAUCGUAUGAGUGUGUAGAUUUGGCUUGAAAAAAUUAUCAGUCGAAGGUACUUACCGCACUCCGUAGAAAUUAUGAUCCAUUCAAGGAAGGUUCGAUCUCAAAGAAAAUAUUUUUUCAACUUUCUCUGACUGAUGUAGCUUCAUUGAAACAAGUGAAAGUCUCGAGCUCGUUUCAGUGACGUCUUGUUGAGCGAAUCAUAUCUGAGACUUUCGGAGUUAAAUGUAGUUGUCAAAAAAUGCUACUGUGGACCCCUGCAGUUUCGCAGCGCCACAUGUAAAAUUUGCAGCUGGCUCCUUAAACACUUGAAACUGCAAGCGCACAUGUUUUCACAUAUUAACGAAGUCAUUAACAGUUAUUUACAUAUAACACAUUUCACACGAUUUAAGCAUGACGCCAGCUCAAGUGGUCGAGUCAAAUAAGAUGUUCUAUUUAUUGAUUGGGCACCACAACUGAUAGAGAUCUCUAGACUGCAGUCAAUUAUUUAUGAAUUCCUAGAGGAAAGGCGACACCGGGUUUCUAAUGACAACUAUUUACAACUCAAUGAUGACACUAUUUUUUCUGUACUUUUGGGAAACCUUUUCAUAGCGCAAAUUGUUCCUAGAACCUACUCGCUGUAAAUCAACGCUUAUAAAUAUUUAUUGGUUUGUUAGCCAACAUGCGCUGAGCUGAGUACUUACGGAGAAUUGAAACGGAUACUUUCAACAAUGCGACGUGCUUAUACGGCCAAGGCAUAUAAAGUUGCUCAAUUCGGUUUUUUUUUUUGUUGUUAUUGGCCUUUUUUGUAUGCCUGCAGUGCACAACAAUCCACUUUAAAUUGCACCCAUAAGAACCGUCAAAUCUCUAACAAUCCCUUCUGUUUUUUUCGCUUAUUUUUUUUGCUUUUUGCCUUUGCUCGCCAUAUCAUACAAAUUAUCAGCAAUCAAAAAUUCUAAGCACACGUUCACAGUCGCAAUUUAACGAUGGUAUCAUGGCAAGACAUAAUCCUUAAAAAUACUCCACUGGAGUCACACACACAUACUACAACAACAACAAUAAUAGAAUACUGAUUGUGUGUGUCGCAUGCGCAUGUGUUGUGUGACUGCCAAUAGUCCUGCCGACUGCAAAGCAGUAACCACUGACCGUCUGGCGACACACGCUGAUUUUCUGGCGCACACGCACGCACACACACACACGUGUUGGGCUUCCGGUGCGAGUGCAGCAUUCGAACAGCAACUUAAAAAAGUAACAAUUCCCGCCAAGUGUUGAAGAAAUAAAGAAUGAGUGCUUUCGCUGAAAAAAUAAAAAAAAAAAAUAAAAAAAAAAAAAAGUGGAAAAAAUAAAUGUUGCAGCAGCAUUUCGCUGGCGGCGCAACUGUUUACAUGCGUCUCUGUGUGUGUGUGUGUUUACGUUUGUUGUCUACCAGCAAUGGCAUCAGCAUGUCAGUCACGUUUCGUCCUUUUGAGCGCAGACACACACACGUUUAUGCACUUGUUAAGUCGCCUAAGAACCCCGCAGUGAAAUUAAACGAUUCCUUACUGCCGCAUUUCUCUUGAAAGAAAAAACAGAAGAAUUCUUUAUAAAAAAAUAAUCUCCUGCUCGUGGCGCUUGGCAUUUUCAAGCGUUUUCAAAGGUUAUGUGUUGGUUUUUAUGUCAAUUGCACUCAUUUCCGUUAAUUCGCAACUAGUUCGCUGGAAAAAAGACUGGCUCACUGCACUUCCUUCUUCAUUAGUCGCUUCAUUCUGCUGUCAUAUUUCAUAUCCUCUCCGAAACGAGAUAAGAUAACUCAAUUGGCUUGUGCUCGUUGAAAGGGAUUGCUUUGUGAAAACACUGUGAUGUACUCAGUUUAAUGCUUGGGUUAUUACAACAAACAACAAAAGAAUUUAAAGUUUUUAUGUGAACUCGAUUUCUUUAUACAAUCUCUUAUUGUAUCUUAUUUGGCUUAAAACAGUCGGACUAGCAUGGAAUCUUACUAGUAACUGUGUUUAUAAGAUUCAUAUCUGAGAGCUUCUUUGAGUUGGUGAAAGCUUCGAGCGAAAGCUGUAUACGAUAAGCGUCAGCUUCUCCCAUUUUGGCGUUUCUAGCAACUUUCGAAGACUUAGAAAAAUCCAAUUUUGGGGCCUAGAACUUGCGGAGUGCGAUAUUUUGCAAUUUCUUCGCUUUCCACAAAGUCACACAUACACUCACACACAAACACAUUUCUAUAUCAACUCAUAAAUUAUACAUAUUUGAGCAGAAACCUGCUGAGUGAGUGAAAAUCUUAAUCAACAGAUAAGAAAUAAGUGGCAGAAAAAAUUAUAGCAACUCAUGCAGUUAAAAAGGACUAUAAAAUUAUUGCAUGAGUGCGUGAAAAAAUCAUAUCAUGGCAACAAAAAAAAAAAUAAAGCACGCAGAUUUUUAUGACAAAAACAAAAUAAAUAAAUGCUAAAAAAUAGAAGAGAUAAUAAAAAUAGGCAAGUGGUUGUAAAUAAAGAGAGUAAUAAGAAAUUUAAGCCAAAAAUUAUAAAAAAAAUUCAGAAAUCAAAUGUUGCCACAAUUUCAUAUAUAUAAAAAAAUUAAUUGAAAUUUGAAAAAACUCUAAAAAAUUACACCAAAAGGUUGUUAAAUGAAAUAUUCAAAAUUGUUUUUCAAAAAACUAAAUUUUUUAUGCUAAAUUGAUUAGAGUGACGAAAGGGAGUGGUAGAAUGAAUAAAUAAGUAAAUGCGCGCAAACGAAAAUAUUGUUGUUGGUAAACAAAACAUUAAUAUUUUAUAAAAAAUUAUAUAAAAAAAAUUAUGUUUUUAACAACCGUUAGGAUUAUUGUGGGUAAAUAAAUAUGCAAAGCGUAAUUUGUAAACAAAAAAUUUCUUUGAAAAAAAAAAAUUCAAAUUAAAAAAAUGUUUUUAAUGAAAGUGAAUUUUAUUGUGCGUAAAAAUAUUUGAUAAAUUAACACAAUUUUUUUCGAAUACUCUAAAGUUGUAUAAAAUACCGCACGCAAGUUUUAAGUACUUUUUCAAAGCGUGUUUACUAUUUUUUUAGACUCUUUGCCCGCACUUUUUCGCGCCACUUCAGCAGUGCGGCGCACUACUACUAAUAACUGUAUACUAGCUAGUUACUUAAGUGUUGUGUAAAAACUAUUUUUUCAUGCUAACAAUUGUUUGUAAAUAUUUUUUUUUACCUCUAACUAACUAUGAGUGACUUGUAUUUUGUUGUAAAUAAAUUAAAAAAAAACUGUAUCAUAAAAUAGCUGUAAGUACAUAACGGUAAAGAAACUUCCAAAAUAAUAUCAUAGCAUGCAUAGCGCGUUGCAAACAUUAUAAAAUAAAUAUAUUUAUAUAAGUAAGUAAGUAACUGUAGGGAACAAAUUAAUGCUAUUAAAGACUUAGUGAACUGCUUUGCUCGAGCGCAGCAACAGCAGCAAUGUCCAAAAUCAACAACACUUCAACUAACUAAUGUAGCAUGUAUUUGAAUAAAUAAAUUCUAAUGUUAAGUGUGUUUGUAAUAGCUGCUAAGAUCAACUAUUGUAACUAAAUAAUGAUUAAGUAUUUCAUCAGAGUGAUAUUUAUUAUGUUAAGCCGGUCAUGACUGCCUUCCACAACCGAAACAAACAAAGGUCAUGGCAGAGAGAAGUGUAUU
Messenger RNA from Zeugodacus cucurbitae (melon fly), 7241 nucleotides. Its product is annotated as probable serine/threonine-protein kinase DDB_G0267686. Bases 1533 to 3290 code for a protein of 585 amino acids. The transcript is spliced from 7 exons. Gene Ontology annotation, molecular function: transcription coactivator activity; chromatin DNA binding. The record is from RefSeq and is a predicted model, not a curated record. NCBI's taxonomy places the organism in Eukaryota, Metazoa, Arthropoda, Insecta, Diptera, Tephritidae.